Molecule: messenger RNA, 1050 nt
Organism: Paramecium tetraurelia
Lineage: Eukaryota; Ciliophora; Oligohymenophorea; Peniculida; Parameciidae
Exons: 4
Source: RefSeq, a predicted model, not a curated record
AAAAAAAAAAAAGAUUUAAUUUCCAUCUAUGGUUCGACUAGAGAAACUCGUCUAGUGAACAAUUAGUCAACAUACGUGCCCUCAAUAGACAAAGAAUAAUUGGGUCUCCCAGGAAAUGGUACUCAGAACCACGAACACCUGCCAUGACCCUAUCUGCAAUGAAAUUAUUCACCUAAGGAUGGACUGGUCUCAUCUACAAGAUGGUUGAGCCCUUAUUUGCUAGAUUCCUCUACCGAUGGAUGAGAAACAUUGGCUUGGAUCGAGGAUUGGCAUUAGAAGAUUUAGUCCUAUUUUAGGAUAGAGAAUUAAGAAGAGAUCCCCUCUUCGAACAUAUCCAAAGAGAAGGAUUCCAUCCCUACACUUGGAUUCUCUUCAAUAAAAGAAGAGCAAGAUUCUCAAAAGUUGAAAGAGGUGUCAGAGGAUCAACAGCUCCAGAAUGGUUAUAAGCAGAAGCAAGAGAGCGAAUAUUGGCUGAUAGCGUUUAAAACAUAUACGAAUGGGAUAAUUAUGUCUACCAAAAUUACAUGAGCGAUAUGACACCUACUGCAAGAGGAACCAUCCUUUAAAAGCUAUUGCCUCUUGAAUGGUUCCUCUUUUUCGGUCUCCUCAGAGUCGACUCUUGGGACAGAUACUUUUAUAACGAAGUUAUGUACAAGGGUCUUGAAUACUCAAAAGAAGAAUUGGCCAACAUUCCAAAACCAUUCAAAGCUCAAUUAACUACUGAAGAAGGCAGAAGACAAUUUGAAAUCAAUGUCAAUAGAUUCAUCGACCUCUAUCCUGGAUCAAUCGUUAAAGAAGGUGAAAAAUUUGACUUCCAACGAUUCUAUGCUCUUGAAGCCAUCAAUAAUAAUAGAGACUUGAGCAAAUUCGAUUCUUCCUUGGUUUCUCAACUCAAAUCUGAACUUACACAAUAAGUUGAAAAGAAAUCAGCAACCAAGGUCAAGAAAGUUAAACCAUCAUUCCCUAAUUGGUUACAUUCUGAAGGGAAAGGACUCUUAGCAUGAUAAUAAUGCAUUACAUUAAAUAUAUAAUAUAUUAUUAUUUAACCAA